AUAAAAAGUUAAACCAUGCGUCGCCGUCCCCUACCAUCGGUUCGUGAGGACUCGAACACAAAAUACUGGCGCAGUAUCUGCGAUAACGAGUGGGCGAUAUAUGCGCUUGUAGCGUCAGUGGGUGCGUUAACUUAUUCGAACAGUUUGCACGGCGAGUUCGUGCACGACGAUAUACCCGCCAUAGUGACGAACGCAGAUGUGACUGGCGCGAACCCCGUAGUGAAAAUAUUCAAGAAUGACUUCUGGGGUACGCCUAUGUCGGACACGGGGAGUCACAAGUCAUACCGGCCGCUUACUACGCUUACGUUCAGAUUGAACUACGCCCUCUGCGGGCUAUCGGCGUGGUGGUGGCAUGCGUGUAAUGUUGCGCUGCACGCCGCGUGCUGCGCGUUAGUCGCGCGUGCCGGCGCGGUAGUCGCACGUCUGCAGCGGCCCUUCGCUGCGCUCGCAGCUCUGUUGUUCGCCGUUCAUCCUGUUCACACUGAAGCGGUAUCAGGAGUGGUAGGCCGUGCCGAUGUGUUGGCGUGCGUUUUCUUUCUCUCUUCUCUUCUCCUUUAUCACGGGUCAUCGGGUCGCCGCCGCGUUUGGUCCAGUGCAGUGCUGGCAGGGCUCAGCAUGCUGGCCAAGGAGACCGGCCUCACUGCGCUGCUUCUCAACCUGGCCUUCGACUUCUACAGGAGCUGGAACUGCAUGAGCAGGUCACCAGCAAAAUGUCGCUGGAAAGGAGACUCAGUAUGGAGCAGGGUCGUUAAAGGCCUUCUAGUUUUAAUGCUGUUGGCUAUAGGAAGACUGGCCCUUCUGCAGGGUUCCUUGCCCGCAUUCUCACCACAGGACAACCCACCUGCCUUCCACCCGUCAUUUGCAAUCAGGCUAAUGACAUUCUGCUACCUGGCAGCGUUCAACUGGUGGCUUCUGUUGUGCCCGUGGACCCUCAGUCACGACUGGCAGAUGGGCUCAGUGCCUCUGAUCACCAGCGGCUGGGAUCCGAGGAAUCUGGUCACGUGUGCAGCGCUGAUUGCACUCCUCGCGCUUUCUUACCGCUGCUUGAUGGAUUUAGAGCUACAGCGGCAUUCUCCCCUGGUGGUCGGUUUAAUGUUACUGGUGGUACCAUAUCUACCGGCUUCUAACUUGCUAGUGACAGUUGGUUUCGUGGUAGCUGAAAGGGUCUUGUAUAUUCCAAGUGUCGGGUCUGUUGUGAUCACAGUGUAUGGAAUUCAAUUGAUGUGGAAGCAAGGCGGCAAUAGUAGAAGGCUUCUUAUUUUGAGUAUUGCUAUCCUUGUCGCUUCUGGCGCGGCGAGGACUUUUCUGAGAAAUAGGGACUGGAGAACGAGAGAGAGUUUACUGAGGGCAGACCUGGCAGUUCUUCCACAUAAUGCUAAACUGCAUUAUAACUUUGCAAACUUUCUGAAGGACAUCGAACAACAGGAGAACGCUAUCAAACACUACAAAGAAGCAUUAAAAUUGUGGCCAAGUUACGCCAGUGCACACAACAAUCUCGGUACGUUAGUCCUGGCAUCUGGUCGAGCGGAACAUCACUUUCUGCAAGCCCUAAAAUAUAACAGAGAUCAUGUCAAUGCACACUACAAUCUAGCUAAACUUUAUCGAAAGAAGAAUCGCAUACCUGAAUCGCUAAAGAUGUUGGAACGCUGCAUAUCACUCGAGCCAAGAUUUGUGCAAGCGUAUCUAGAACUGCUGCAUUUAACUCCAGAGAACGAAAAAAAAACUACUCUGGAACGAUUACUAGAGUUGGAGCCUAAAAACUGGGAGCAUUAUCAUCUAUAUGGAAAUUGGUUGAAACGAAGAGGUCUAUGGCCACUAUCGCUGGCCUACUAUUCGACAGCUCUACGGUUGUCGCUCGACAAGGGCGAGCGUGGUGCGUUGCCUUCAUUGCGUGCCGCAUGUCUUGUGUUGAGGAAUGCUGGCCAACAUUCUAGAUUACUUCAAGUCCUUACCAGGUGGCAAAGCGCGGGCGGCGGCGCGGCGGCGGCGGAGCGCAGGCGCGCGGCGGCCGCCGCGUGGAGGCUUCGCAGCGAGCUCGAAGGCCGGGCGGCCAAGUACGCGCGGGCGCCGCUGAUGACAUCCACCUGUCUCCACCACAGCCAGCUGGAAGUGUCACCAGAUUAUACAAACAAAAUAGUGCACAGAGACUCGAGAACAAUCGCGAGCCAACCCAGUGUUCCUUUAGAUAUAACAGAUAAAAUAAAAUCUAGUUGCCAAAAAUAUAUGUACAAGAAAAGUGUAUCAAUAUCCGCUCAUUACAAGCCUAUUCAUAAUAAAUCCGAAACCGGCGUGAAACAGAAGAGCUGUCCUUUACACAAAAAGAAAAAGAUCAAAGACCCGGACAGACUGCCCUUCGUCACAGACCACUUGAUAAAGACUUAUUAAUUUGUAAGGUUUAUUAGAAUUUUAAGGUAGUCUUGAAUAACAUAAAUUCUUUGGAGAUCGAUAUUGCGAUUUCGAUCAGUUAGUUCUUCGAUCUACGAGCGCCGCCAGUUACCACUGUAGCUGUUAACGCAACAUAUGUAGCGUUCCCCACACUGAGACGGUGGCGGUUGCGGUCAGUUGUGGCAGGAGUAUACAGAGGUUAACGAUAGAGACAGUGUGUCUUAAAAAAAAUAUUUUGAUGUCUCCAAUUUAAUAUG
Messenger RNA from Pararge aegeria (speckled wood butterfly), 2642 nucleotides. Its product is annotated as protein O-mannosyl-transferase TMTC1-like. Gene Ontology annotation, biological process: protein O-linked glycosylation via mannose. The transcript has 14 exons. Gene Ontology annotation, molecular function: protein binding; mannosyltransferase activity. The record is from RefSeq and is a predicted model, not a curated record. The coding region runs from base 16 to 2385 and encodes 789 amino acids. NCBI's taxonomy places the organism in Eukaryota, Metazoa, Arthropoda, Insecta, Lepidoptera, Nymphalidae.